CGGCAGCGCGGAGCUUCCGGGUUCGGCUGCGCUUCUCUUCCGGCCUCCGGCUCCCCGCUUCCGGCCUCCGGCUCUCCGUUUCCGGCCCUCCUCUCUCCGCUUCCGCCGCCGCCAUGUCGCGCCGGGUCUCGGUGUUCCCGUCCCCUCAGGAGCUGGGCCCGGCCCUGGCGCAGUUGGUGGCGCAGCGGGCGGCCGGCAGCGGCGGCCGCUUCUCGCUGGGCCUCUCUGGGGGCAGCCUGGUGGCUCUCCUGGCCCGGGAUCUUCCCUCCGCCCUCCCCGGUGGCGGCGGCGGCGGCGACGAGCCCUGGCUGGUGGCGUUCUGCGACGAGCGCCUGGUGCCUCCCGAGCACCCCGAGAGCACCUCCGGGGCCUACGAGGCCCAGCUGCUGCCCCGGCUCCCCGGGCCCAAGCCCCGGGUGCUCAGCGUCACCCCCGGGCUGUCCCCGCACGAUGCUGCCGCUGAUUAUGCCAGGCUGCGAGAGGCUUUUCGGGGUGCCAGCGUGCCCGUCUUCGACUUGCUCAUCCUGGGAGUGGGGCCGGACGGCCACACCUGCUCCCUUUUCCCCGACCACCCCCUGCUGAAGGAGGAGGAGAAAAUCGUUGCUGCUAUCACCGAUUCCCCCAAGCCGCCGCCGGAGCGGAUCACGUUGACCCUCCCGGUGCUGAAUGCGGCGCGCACCGUGGUGUUCGUGGCCACGGGGGGAGGCAAAGCC
Anas platyrhynchos (mallard) is the source of this 713-nucleotide messenger RNA. NCBI's taxonomy places the organism in Eukaryota, Metazoa, Chordata, Aves, Anseriformes, Anatidae. The record is from RefSeq and is a predicted model, not a curated record.